Messenger RNA from Musa acuminata subsp. malaccensis (wild Malaysian banana), 2138 nucleotides. RefSeq names its product glycerol-3-phosphate acyltransferase RAM2-like. Gene Ontology annotation, molecular function: glycerol-3-phosphate 2-O-acyltransferase activity; phosphatase activity. The record is from RefSeq and is a predicted model, not a curated record. Gene Ontology annotation, cellular component: membrane. Gene Ontology annotation, biological process: cutin biosynthetic process. Lineage: Eukaryota; Viridiplantae; Streptophyta; Magnoliopsida; Zingiberales; Musaceae.
AUUUAUGGAACCAGCAAUGCAGCAGCUAAGAGUCGCCACCACCACCGCCACCACCGGGUCUUAAUCUGCCACAGCGAAAGCAUGCGUUGACACGGAAAGCUCUUGUUUUCUCCUGCUGCAUGGCGCCAAUGUGGUGAUGAUUCCCAAGAGCAUUCGCUGGUGGAGAAUGCUUCCUUCUCCUGGGAAUAAACGUUUAAUCCCAAGCAAAACCAUGGCCUUUCUGCAAUAAAAUACUAGCAACAGGUUUGGCCAUUUCCAACUACAUACCAACACUUCUCCUUCAUGCCUUGUAUACUAUUCCUUCUCCACCUACCUUCCCGCUCUAUAUAUGCAACCGUAGGAAAGCAUGCAACUUUAAAAGUAGCUUCUCCUCUGCCCUUUCCUCUCUCUUUCUCUCUCUCCCUCUCUCUUGGCAGAUACGGGAGGGUGGUGACAGCACCGAAAUGGUUGCGUUCCGGGGUGAGACUUUCAAGACCGUGGACCAGUGCACCUCGGUGGGGCGGGAGGGGCACACGGUGGUGGCCGACAUGGACGGCACCUUGCUCCUGGGCCGCAGCUCCUUCCCCUACUUCGCGCUCGUCGCAUUCGAGGUGGGCGGCGUCCUGAGGUUGCUGCUCCUGCUCCUGGCGGCGCCGCUGGUUGGCGUGCUUUACUACUUCCUGUCGGAGUCGGCCGGGAUCAAGGUGCUCAUCUUCGCGGCGCUGGCCGGGGCGCGGGUGGAGGAAGUGGAGUUGGCGGCGCGGGCGGUGCUGCCCAAGUUCUACUCGGCGGACGUCCACCCGGAGGCGUGGCGGGUGUUCUCGGCGUGUGGCAGGCGGUGCGUGCUCACGGCCAACCCCAGGAUCAUGGUGGAGGCGUUCCUGAAGGAGUACCUGGGCGCUGACCUCGUCAUCGGGACGGAGCUCGGGACGUACAAAGGCCGGUUGACGGGGUUCGCCGUCCACCCGGGGGUUCUCGUUGGAAGGAACAAAGCCGCCGCGCUCCGCAAGCAGUUGCCGGAGGCGUCGCCGGAGAUCGGGCUGGGCGAUCGGGAGACCGACUUCCCUUUCAUGAGUCUUUGUCAGGAGGCGUAUGUGGUGCCACCGAAACCCAGAUGCGGGGCCGUCGCCAGUGACAAGCUGCCGAAGCCGGUCGUCUUCCACGACGGCCGCUUGGUCCAGAAGCCAACGCCGCUGCUGGCCCUCGUUACCGUCCUCUGGUUCCCGGCGGGCUUCCUCCUGGCCUGUCUCCGCAUCGCCUCCGGGGCCCUCCUCCCCAUGCGCUACGUCUACCACGUCUUCCGCGCUCUCGGCGUCCGCGUCACCGUCCGCGGCACCCCUCCUCCCCCGGCCUCCACGUCCCUCGGCCAUUCCGGCGUCCUCUUCGUCUGCUCCCACCGCACCCUUCUGGACCCCGUCUUCCUCUCCGUCGCCCUCGGCCGCCCGAUCGCCGCCGUCACCUACUCUGUCUCCCGCCUCUCCGAGAUACUCUCCCCCAUCCGUACCGUGCGCCUCAGCCGCGACCGCGCCCGCGACGCCGCCAUGAUCCGGAAGCUCCUGCAGGAGGGCGACCUGGCGAUCUGCCCCGAGGGGACGACCUGCCGCGAGCCCUUCCUGCUGCGCUUCUCGGCGCUGUUCGCGGAGCUCACGGACCAGAUCGUGCCGGUGGCGACUUGCAGCCGAAUGAGCAUGUUCCACGGCACCACGGCGAGGGGGUGGAAGGGGAUGGACCCCUUCUACUUCUUCAUGAACCCCAGUCCAGCCUACGAGGUUACCUUCCUCGACAAGCUCCCGCUCGAGAUCACCUGCAGCGGCGGCAAGUCCAGCCACGAGGUGGCCAACUACAUACAGCGGGCGAUAGCCUCCACUUUGUCCUACGAGUGCACCCGUUUCACGAGGAAGGACAAGUACCGGGCGCUCGCCGGGAACGAUGGAACUGUUCCUGAGAAGAAGUCCAAGGCUGAAGGCUGAAGGCUGAAGGCGCCACAGCCAUGGAUCGCUAAGGAGGCAGCAGCUACUACUACUACUACUGCUGCAUAUGUUCUCUCUCGUAAUCCCGACUGUUCCGGCUAUGAUCUCAGUGCUUAAUGUACAUUGAUAUCUCUAUAAUAAUCAUUAAAAUUAAUGUCAGCAUCCUGUUCUAAUGUGCAUUGAUGUCUA